CUUUAAAUGUAAUAUAUAUAAAUAUAUUAUAACGAGUUUUAUAUUAUAGAAAUAAAAAACAAUUUGAUUAGUCUUUAAAUUACCUAAAAAUUGAGAUUAAUCUGAAAACAAAUUAUAAAUUGUACAAUCAUAUUAAAGCGAUGUCUAUGAUAGAAGAUGAUAGGUAACUAGAACAGAGACCACAUCACGUGACCACUACCGCCAUAUUGUCAAGAGGCGAUUAAUGUUUUAGUAGGUUAUGUUGUGUUAUUUGUGUUUAUUUUGAAUUUAAAAACUUUUUUAUUUAUAACUAUAUUAUUCGGUGCUUUACUUUUAUUAGUGUAGUAUUAGUGUUAAAUAAACAGCGAAAUUAUAAGGAAUAAUAUUCUAUAGAUACGAAACUGAAGAUCUGAUGAAAACCGCCGCUUCGAAUUUACCGGUUAGAGGAUAUCACGUCGUGGAAGGUGGUUACUAUCCACAAAUCGGAGCAGCUGGUGGAGGUUUCGGUUUCGCGGGAUCACCAUUGGGUAACCAAGCAUUCAGUGGUCAAUUUCUAGGUCCUAAUGUAGCGCUAGGUCAAGCCGUUCCUUUAGGAACAACCUUCGGAGGCCAGAUUAUCCCGCAGUACAUCCACGGUGGUGCUGGUAUGUUGGGAGGUUUAUACGGAGGUCUGCAACAUCAUCCACACCAUAUCGGAGGCGAAGAAAUCAUUAAAGGCCAAUUCAGUUCGGGGAAGAAGAACGCGAACGAUGAAAAAUUCGAAAAAAGCGAGGGUAGAAAAGGGGAUGAACUGAAUCAUAAUAAAGCCGGUUUCGCUAAAGGGGAGGUUCUAGUUAAAGAUUUCAAAGGCGAUUCGGGGCAUUAUAACAACGUAAACGGGGAGAAGAAAGUAUACGAAGACGGUAAGGAAUAUCAGGGGGGGCAACAUUACAAUAAAGAAGGUAAAAGCGGGGAGGAGAAAACGGCGAAACAGGGACACAAAAAGGGACAUAAAGUGAAGAGUUUUAAAAAUUCGCAUCACAAGGACGAAACCGGUAAAAGUGAAGAAUAUUACGACGAAUCUCACGACGAAGGGGGUAACUACGUGUUUAAUGGUCAAUCGGGUAGUUUCGGAGAACAAGGAGCGUCAGGUUUUAAGGGCGGUCAUCAUGAUUCGAAAUAUAAUCAAGCGGAAGCUAAAAAAGAAGGACAGUUCGAGAAUAAGCAUUCCGUUGAAAAAGUCGAGGGCGAUCAAGGAAAAUACGGGGAGAAUAAAUUCGCCGGAAAUCAAGCUUUGUUUGGGUAUAAAACGGGGGCGGACGAACAGAGUCUUUUAGGGCACGAGGAAUCUAGUAAAUUCGUCAAGUCUCAUCCGUUGGUGGUGCCUUUUUACCAACCUUAGAAAUUGGGAAAAUGUUUUUUUUUUAUUUAUUUCUUGGAUUUGAAAAAAUAGCGACGGAAAGUUUUGAUUGCCAUUGUAUCGAUGUUUUGUGACAAAAAAAAACAAAACUACUUCUCUUUUUCUCUUUAAUUUAUUAUUUAGUUGUUAAGUUUGUACUAUUGUUGACGAUAUUAAGCUCCAAUGAGGUAUCAGUUAUGUAUUAAUUGUUUUUUUUUAUAUAUAAUUAAUAAAACUAAUGAUUUUCUAUUUUUA
This is a messenger RNA of Diorhabda carinulata, 1612 nucleotides long. RefSeq names its product ribosome-binding protein 1-like. Lineage: Eukaryota; Metazoa; Arthropoda; Insecta; Coleoptera; Chrysomelidae. The coding region runs from base 392 to 1360 and encodes 322 amino acids. The transcript is spliced from 4 exons. The record is from RefSeq and is a predicted model, not a curated record.